Molecule: messenger RNA, 7247 nt
Organism: Myotis brandtii (Brandt's bat)
Lineage: Eukaryota; Metazoa; Chordata; Mammalia; Chiroptera; Vespertilionidae
Gene: TRIM2
Product: tripartite motif containing 2
Exons: 12
Coding region: 737-2971 (744 amino acids)
Biological process (GO): protein polyubiquitination; proteasome-mediated ubiquitin-dependent protein catabolic process; negative regulation of translation
Molecular function (GO): ubiquitin protein ligase activity; translation repressor activity; protein binding
Source: RefSeq, a predicted model, not a curated record
GGAAGGGAGGAGAGAGGAGGGGAGUAUUUUAGCAUAAAAAGUAAGACCCUGAGGAAUAGAAAUGCCUCAUCAUUUUCAGAGCUGGUUGUGCUGUAGUUGACUAUUUGCCAGAAUGAAAGUAAACGCGGAGAUGUUGUCCUCUCUCACACUCGGGAGUUGUGGUUGCUUUUAAUAAUGAGCCGGCCUGUAAGGAAGGCUGCCCCUUUUCUGCUCUCUGGGCCCCAUCAGACUCCAGUCGCUUCCCCCGAAAGGACAGUUUGCAUCUGUGUUUACAGGGGUGUUCGGGGGAGCCAGGGGGGCCGACCUGCCAAGGGAGCCAAGCCCCCUUUCCCCUGCGCCCCCGGGCUGCGAUUGGCCCUUCCCGGAGGCUGGCCGCGGGAGCCUUGAGUCAUCGCGCUGGAAAUCUUUCUGGAACUGGGCACCAACUUGCAUGUUGUGUUGUUCUCGUGCGUCGUGGGGAUUAGCUGCCAGGCCGGGUCGGGAGCGAGCGCGAGCGGCAACGUGCGGUCCAGAACCUGCCUCGGCCUCUCGGCGUAUGGAGCACAGAUGUCUCCGCUCCAGGCCUGAGCGCAGAAUGGAAAUGACCAACCAGAGGCCCUUCUGGGACGCAGGGCUCCGAGAUGAGGCCCUUCCGAGCCCAGCCAGGAGGCCGCUUUCCUCCGCUGGUGUGUAGUCCCGACUUCAGCAGCAGUGUGCAGGGUCAAAGACAGCUGGCCCCCCAUGUCAGUGGUCUAGGAUGGCCAGUGAAGCCACCAACAUCCCAAGUCCUGUGGUGCGCCAGAUUGACAAGCAGUUUCUGAUUUGCAGUAUAUGCCUGGAGCGGUACAAGAACCCCAAGGUCCUCCCCUGUCUGCACACGUUCUGCGAGAGGUGCCUGCAGAACUAUAUUCCCGCCCACAGCUUAACCCUCUCCUGCCCAGUGUGCCGCCAGACCUCCAUCCUGCCCGAGAAGGGGGUGGCCGCACUCCAGAACAACUUCUUCAUCACGAACCUGAUGGACGUGCUGCAGCGAACGCCAGGCAGCAACGUUGAGGAGUCCUCCAUCCUGGAGACGGUCACCGCAGUGGCUGCCGGAAAGCCCCUCUCUUGCCCAAACCACGAUGGGAAUGUGAUGGACUUUUACUGCCAGUCUUGUGAGACCGCCAUGUGUCGGGAGUGCACUGAGGGGGAGCACGCGGAACACCCCACCGUGCCCCUCAAGGACGUGGUGGAGCAGCACAAGGCCUCACUCCAGGUCCAGUUGGACGCUGUCAACAAAAGGCUCCCAGAAAUAGAUUCUGCUCUUCAGUUCAUCUCGGAAAUCAUUCACCAGUUAACCAACCAGAAGGCCAGCAUCGUAGAUGACAUCCAUUCCACCUUUGAUGAGCUCCAGAAAACUUUAAAUGUGCGCAAGAGUGUGCUGCUUAUGGAGCUGGAGGUCAACUAUGGCCUCAAACACAAAGUGCUCCAGUCGCAGCUGGAUACCCUGCUCGAGGGGCAGGAGAGCAUUAAGAGCUGCAGCAACUUCACGGCGCAGGCCCUCAACCACGGCACGGAGACAGAGGUGCUGCUGGUGAAGAAGCAGAUGAGCGAGAAGCUGAACGAACUGGCCGACCAGGACUUCCCGCUGCACCCGCGGGAGAACGACCAGCUGGACUUCAUCGUCGAGACCGAGGGGCUCAAGAAGUCCAUCCACAACCUCGGGACCAUCCUCACCACCAACGCCGUCGCCUCCGAGACGGUGGCCACGGGCGAGGGGCUGCGGCAGACCAUCAUUGGGCAGCCCAUGUCCGUGACCAUCACGACCAAGGACAAGGACGGGGAGCUCUGCAAAACCGGCAAUGCCUACCUCACGGCGGAGCUGAGCACGCCCGACGGCAGCGUGGCCGACGGAGAAAUCCUCGACAACAAGAACGGCACGUACGAGUUCCUGUACACCGUGCAGAAGGAAGGGGACUUCACGCUCUCGCUGAGGCUCUACGACCAGCACAUCCGCGGCAGCCCCUUCAAGCUGAAGGUGAUCCGGUCGGCGGACGUGUCGCCCACCACCGAGGGCGUGAAGAGGCGCGUGAAAUCCCCGGGGAGCGGCCACGUCAAGCAGAAGGCUGUGAAGCGACCCGCGAGCAUGUACAGCACCGGGAAGAGAAAAGAGAACCCCAUCGAGGACGACCUCAUCUUCCGCGUGGGCACCAAAGGAAGAAAUAAAGGAGAGUUUACAAAUCUUCAAGGGGUAGCUGCAUCUACAAGUGGGAAGAUAUUAAUUGCAGACAGUAACAACCAGUGUGUGCAGAUAUUCUCCAAUGAUGGCCAGUUCAAAAGUCGUUUUGGCAUACGAGGACGCUCCCCUGGGCAGCUGCAGCGGCCCACAGGGGUGGCUGUGCAUCCCAGUGGGGACAUCAUUAUUGCAGAUUACGAUAAUAAAUGGGUUAGCAUUUUCUCUUCAGAUGGGAAGUUCAAGACAAAAAUCGGAUCGGGAAAGCUGAUGGGACCCAAAGGGGUGUCUGUGGACCGCAACGGGCACAUCAUCGUGGUGGAUAACAAGGCGUGCUGCGUGUUUAUCUUCCAGCCAAACGGGAAGAUAGUCACCAGGUUUGGUAGCCGAGGAAAUGGGGACAGGCAGUUUGCAGGUCCCCAUUUUGCAGCUGUAAAUAGCAAUAAUGAAAUUAUUGUUACAGAUUUCCAUAACCAUUCUGUCAAGGUGUUUAAUCAAGAAGGAGAAUUCAUGUUGAAGUUUGGUUCAAAUGGAGAAGGAAAUGGACAGUUUAAUGCUCCAACGGGGGUAGCUGUGGAUUCAAAUGGAAACAUCAUUGUAGCCGACUGGGGAAACAGCAGGAUCCAGGUUUUUGAUGGAAGUGGAUCAUUUCUGUCCUACAUUAACACAUCCGCUGACCCACUCUAUGGUCCCCAAGGCCUGGCCCUGACUUCAGAUGGCCAUGUUGUGGUUGCAGACUCUGGGAACCACUGUUUCAAGGUCUACCGGUACUUACAGUAACGGCGGGCAGCUGGACGGCCCCUGGCAAAGGUCUUGCACUAUAAACUGGAAUGGAUUUCUCGCCGCGGGACCAGAUUAUACUAGACUUUUCAUGCUAGAAGGAAUCAUUGGUGAAUUUUCCAAGGUUAUUUCUGAAUGUAACAAUUUACUUAAAAACUGCAUAUUUGAUUUCUGUAAUUGACCUUUAGGGUUAAAAAGAAUCUAUAAAAACCGCAAAGUUUUACACCUGUGAACUAUGGCUUAUAGGACAGGGAUGUAUGUAGUUAAACCAAUUGUGCAAAUCAAAUAAGCGUUAAAAAAAAAUACCUGGGAGAUUUAAAGGUAUUUGUUAAGCCUGUGAACGGUAGCCUUUGCGCAGAGCUUCCAAAAACAAAACAGAACAAAACAAACAAAAUCUGUUGUAGUUAUAUACUUUAACCUCGGUCACAAGACCUGGGGAAUCUUCUAACCUCACUUUUACACUUGGUAUUACUCUUGUGACUUUUUUGGCUAUCAGUAACUACAUAUAAAUUACUUUAGAGAAAAAAAAUAAGACCGUCUUGCAAAAAUCCUCUCAUCUGUGAUUACCAGGCCUCUGAGUUGAGCACUUAAAAAUAAAUGCGAACUUUCUAUCCUUCCUGGGUUAGAUCAAAGAUCCAUUUUUGGGUUCUUUUCACCUUCUCUCUCCUAGUCACCUUGUAUUGAAAAACAAAGUACAUUUUUUUCAGGGAAACCUGAAACUCCUAAUGCUUUGAAAAGCAUAUUCUAAUAGUAAUGCUACCUGUUGGUAAACCAACAGCCCAACUCCAGAUCAAUGCACUGGAUGUAAUCAAGAAAAAGUUAGUCAUGUUUUAUGUGCCAUGUUCUCACAUGUGUCUCUCCUCUUCCACUUCAUGAAAGCGAAAGCUUUACCUCCUGCAAAAUGUCAGCACAUGUAGUAGGACACCAGUAUCCUAGGACAGAGAGCCAUAAGUAGCCCCUCGGAGGACGGAUGGUGUCAGCCAAAGGCAUGUGACUGAGUAAUGGUUUCCCCUUAGAAAGCAAGUGUUACCAAAGUUGUGAAAGCGUUACAGGUAAGGGCAUGUUAUGGUUAUUUAUCAUUGUCUAAUGAAUAGUAGAGGCAUUAAAGGACUAUGUAUACAUGAUUAGGGUAAGGUAGAAUGUAUCAUAUAUAUCUAUAUAGAUAGCUGAAUCUUUGGUGUAUUGAAAUAGGCAGCCCUCUGAAAGACAGAAGCAGCGUCCAGCCUUUCUUCAGCACAUUCCUUUUACGGAGCAGCUUCAAGCCGUCCUGUCCUAGUAGAACAAGCCCUAAAGCAGAUUUAAUCUUUGUCAUUUUCCAGGAAUGAUGGUAUCGGCUGACGUUACAUCACAAAAUGACCUUCUGGUCUUUCAAAAAAAACAAAAACAGGUCAAAAGAGAAAAGUUAAACUUGAAUUACAUUUAAACGAAGUAUAAAUGCAUUUUGAGAAAAAGUAAGAAUAAUUUAGCUGGUUAUUAAUCUGUCAUUGGUACUGUAAAAUAAGAUGUGGUUUAUUUUCACUGUUUAAUUUUCUACUCAGUUCUACCAAAUAGGAUGUCAUGUUUGGCAUUUUCGUUAAUGACUUUGGGAUCUUUUUCACUGAAAGCACCUUAGAACUGUACUAUAAGAAAACAUUUCCCAUAUGUAUAAUUAUAUGAAUGUGAUGUUUAUUGCUUUUUAAUUUAUAAUUCAGCCCCUCUCUUAUAUAGGAAUUUUUUUAAUUUAGAAGGGAAAUCUAGCUACUUCCAAUUGUCUAUCAAAUUUAUGCCCAAAUCAACCUCUGAAAAAAAUUUUUUUCAGAAAGAUUUACAUUUAGAUUUAGUACAUCUUUAGUUAGGUAGAGUUUUCAAAAUAUUGAGGUUGUGAUAAAAUUAUAAAAUUUAGUAACAUUUUUAGAAUGUUAAGACACUGUUUCCUAACAUGAGUUGAAAUAAGUCUUUGAAUUUAAAUAUUCAUAUUUAAUGAGUGCCUACUAGAAGCCAGGCUGUUCUUGGCACUGGGGACUUAGUGAUGGAGGAAACAGGCAAAAUUCCUGCCCCCUUGGAACUUACACUCUAAGGAGGGAAUUUCAUUUUGCUCUUUAUUAAUAUUCUGCAUAAAAGAUAAGCUAGACUUCUGAUAGCUCCUAGACUAUUUAAAAGAAACCUUUUAAAAAUUGGUUAAAUUCAUUUUAGUUUAUUUCCACAAGUAAAAAAUGGCUUCCUAUUUAGAUUCUGUCACAGGCUAUUGAUAUUAAGACUAGUUUACUUAAAGAUUGGUUUGUUUUGGGUUUUUUUGUACAACAUUUAAAUUAUAUGUGUGAAUUUAGAAAUUGAGCAACUAUCAUACAGUAUAAUGCUGGAUAUCUCAAUUAGUAGAUUGAAGACAAAGCUAUUUUUUUUUUUUUACAUAUGACUAUUGGCACAAACUGGAAUGGAAGAAAAGGUACUUUGAUUCAGACCUGUUUAUCUGUUACUAAAACACAUGCACUCCAGGAAACACUAUAUUCCCCCCCCCCCCAAAAAAAAUAUGUAAUCCUAUAUGUUAAAAUAUAAAUAACAUUUCAUAUUUGGAUACAUAUGUGCAUUUACUGUAUUUCUUGGUAAGCAUAUUUUAGGGGGCAAAGUGCUGCUAAGAUACAAAUAGACAAGAUUUAAGUGAAAUUUUGUCACAUUCUGUGGAAAAUGGUUUCUGGUAAACUGAGAAGGAAAUUUAAAAGUUAAGUGACUUUCUUCUGGGCUACCAUUAUUGCUUGAUUUCUCUUUGUCAAGUGUACAGAACCUGUCAUACAUUCAUGAUAAGUAGCACUGAAAAAUUAUCCCUUCAAAUUUCCCCUGGGCACUAUGGUCAAAUAUUGCCAGUUAGAAUGUAAAGGUCAGUGACAAUGCAUUUCUUCCCAAUACAGACCUCCCCUGCUGGACAUGGGUGGUAAAGAUCACUUGACCAUUCAGAAACACAUGAAUAAAAAGCCUUUAUGACUUUGCCAUUUCUUAGUGGUACUUAGUAUUUUGCUCAAACGUUCAUCUCCAGUAACGAAACAAGUCCCCAAGUUUCCUUAUUUUCAUUUAUCCCUUGACUAGAUUUGAGGCAAAUAAAUACUACAGGUCCAUGAAACUAGAACACACUUGCUUCUACUACUAAAUAUACAGGGUAUGUCCUAACAUGGAAUUAACUGGAAUAGCAGUACACUAGCAAGUGACUGUGGAUCCUUAACAUUAAGGGGUUCACACAAACGCUUUGGCAGUGCCUACUGAGUUAAUUGGAGGGAAUGCCAAAUACACGUCAGGUCAUCUGUAGAUUGCUUCAAAUGGGAAAAACCUUUUUGUACAUUUGGACUCUACAGUAUCCUCUCUAUUCACCAGCUCGUGAAAAGGAAGGAGUAUUUUUAGUUUAACAAUUUUUAAAAAGACCUUUCCAGGUAGGGUAAAACUAAAGCUAUUUGCUGCAAACAUGAUCUAAGUUGUAAUACUGUUGCAUUCUCUAAACGUUGCAGGGUUUUAAAAUUUACAAUUACUUUAAUAUUUUUGAUAACUAGGAAUCUAGUAUUGCCAUAAAGGAACUAAGUGCCCAUUAAAGAUUUGUUUGGUAUAAAUAAAUAAUUUUUUUGUUUUGUUUUAAAUGACAGUAAGCUACAAAUCAUGGUGUUAACCUUAAACUUUCCCAAGAUGAAUUGUGUGGCAGUGAUCGUGUGGUUGGUUUGUGGAGAACGUAUGAAAGCUAUUAAUAUUGUAAAACCGAUUGAUAAAUUGGCUAUGUUGUUCCAAUGAAUGUACAGCAUUUCCAUUAACCUUUGAAAGCAGCACAGCCUUAAACGCAAUGCUUUUGCUUUGUGACUCGGAAUGUUUUGUCAUUAACAAGAGUGUAUUCUUGUAAUAUAAUUCUUUAUAUCGUUCUCAAGUCUGGCCUUUCAAUCCUAUGUAUGAGUAAACAGAUUUUUUUGCUUCCUUUUUUUUCGUUUUAAAUUUUGUACAUUCCAUCUGUAUAGGUCUGUUUCAUACGUUCUGUGUAUAGAACACUGAGCCUCCUGCUCUCUGAUGUUGAUUCUGUUUGAUGUAUGCUCAUUUGUUCUUUUAUGAAUCAAAAUGCUGACUGCCUAUUUAAAGAAAAGAAUAAACGCUGUGCAUCGGAGUGUUUGUAUGUUCGUAGCUGCAUACGUACCACAGUAUUUUGGAUGCUUUUAGUGUACAAUAAAACUUUAAUUCUGUCUUGAAACAUAGGAGAAACAAGAUUCAUGCGUAUUAUCUUUACCAUGCACAAAAAAAAUCUCAAAUCAUUAUAAUAAAGCUUGUUUUCUCCGUU